AUGGCGCUCAAACUCCUCCUCAACCCCUUCUCCUUCCCCUUCCCCUCUCCCCACCUCCCCAACCUCUCCUCCUCUCUCCUCAAACCCCCCAAAACCCUAAUCCCCAUCUCCUCCUCCUCGACCCCUCCCUCCCCCAUCUUCCUCCCCCACCUCGAUCCCCCACACCCAAAACCCCCCCCAAUCGAGGAAGAAGAAGACGAAUUGGUCGGAGAAUUCGCUGAACUAGAUGUAGAAGAGGAGGAGGAAGAGGAAGAGGAAUCAGACCCAUUUCUCAGCUUCUUCAACCGCCGCCGCAGCGCCCCCGUCGACGACCCGAAGCGCGAGGGUCGCCCCUCGCUCCAGCGCAACCGCCGCAGCUCGUGGCACCUCGCCGAUCCCGGCGAGGUGGAAGAUGCUGCUGCUGCUGCUGCUGCUGCUGCAACCCUAGUUCUCGAAUCGGCGGCGGAGUUAUCGGAUUCGGCGGCGGCUGCUGCUCCCGACGACGGGGUCGUCGGGGAGAUCAUGCGGCUCGCGAGGAGCCUCCCGGAGAAUUCGACGCUGGGGGAGUGCUUGGGGAGCUACGAGGGGAGGGUCGGGGAAGGGGAGUGUGUGGAGCUGAUGGAGAGGUUGGGGGAGGAGGGGUUGGUGUGGGAGUGCUUGUACUUGUUUGAGUGGAUGGGGCUGCAGGAGCCGCCGCUGGUCACGCCUAGAACGUGUUCGAUCAUAUUCCCGGCGCUGGGCCGCGCCGGAAUGGGGGAGAAGUUGAGGGUGCUUUUCGAGAAUUUGCCGAGGGGGAGGCAGUUCAGGGAUGUGAGGGUGUACAAUGCCGCCAUCUCCGGCCUCGCGUGCUGCGGGAGCUAUGAUGACGCCUGGAAAGUGUUCGAGCUUCUGGAAGCAAAUAAUAUCCGGCCGGACCAUGUCACAUGUUCUAUUCUAAUAACUGCGAUGAGAAAAAGCGGGAAAUGUGCGAAAGAUGCAUGGGAGUUCUUUGAAAAAAUGAACAAGAAAGGUGUCAAAUGGAGCUUAGAGGUCGUCGGUGCUCUUAUUAAGUCCUUUUGUGAUGAGGGGCUUAAAAAAGAAGCCCUUAUCAUUCAGUCUGAAAUGGAAAAGAGAGGAGUUGCAUCAAAUGCCAUCAUAUAUAACACGCUGAUCGAUGCAUACGUAAAAUCGGACCAGGUUGAAGAAGCAGAAGCCCUUUUCAAAGAGAUGAAAGAGAAGGGCUUAAAUCCAACAACCGCAACUUACAAUAUUUUAAUGGAUGCAUACAGUAAAAGGACGCAACCAGAUAUUGUCGAAGCUUUGCUCUCCGAGAUGCAAAAUUUAGGGCUAAAACCAAAUGUCAGGUCGUAUACUUGCCUUAUAAGUGCUUAUGGUCGGCAGAGAAAAAUGAGCGAAAUGGCAGCCGAUUGCUUUUUAAGGAUGAAAAAGGCUGGUAUAAAGCCCACAUCACAUUCCUAUACUGCCCUAAUACAUGCGUAUUCAGUUGGUGGGUGGCACGAAAAAGCUUAUAUGUCGUACGAAAAUAUGAAACGAGAAGGAAUAAAGCCUUCUAUAGAGACUUACACUGCUCUCCUUGAUGCAUUUAGGCGAGCGGGUGACACCGACAAACUAAAGGAGAUUUGGAAAUCGAUGAUUGCUAAUAAAGUAGAAGGUACAAGAGUCACGUAUAACAUUAUUUUAGACGGGUUUGCGAAACACGGGCUUUACAUCCAAGCAAGAGAUGUUAUGUUUGAAUUUGGGAAAAUUGGUUUGGCGCCCACUGUAAUGACUUACAAUAUAUUGAUGAACGCAUAUGCUCGAGGAGGACAGCAUUACAAAUUGCCACAGUUGUUGAAGGAGAUGGCGACUCUUAAUUUGAGGCCUGAUUCGGUUACUUAUUCUACAAUGAUAUAUGCAUUUGUCCGCGUGCGCGAUUUUGCUAAAGCGUUUUUUUAUCAUAAGCAAAUGGUUAGAAGUGGUCAGGUACCUGACGCCGGAGCAUACGGGAAAUUGCGGGCUAUUUUAGAUGUGAAAGCAAAAACAAAGAAUAGAAGGGAUAGGAGUGCUAUUCUCGGAAUAGUCAACAGCAAGUUUGGUAUAAAACCGAAGAAGGGUAAGAAAGAUGAGUUUUGGAAGAAUAAAAAGAAGCGCGCAAUGAAUGCUCCUAGGAUUAAUAGCGAUAGCAAAUAACAAGAACUGCUCAUCCAGUUGUUUUCUGUUGGAUGAGUCAUUUCCAUUCUAUACUUGUAAAUGAAAGCUCUCCUUCUAUAAGAGGACAAUUGGCUCUAAUCAACAAGGUGGCGCAAAUAGAAAAUUGGGUGGUCAGAGGCCUUGAAACAUCUCAUUUGAUUCUUGUUUCGAUGGAAAGAUUGUUCUUGGCGUAUUGGAUCUCUUCAUGUGGUUCCGGACAAAAUUUCAGGUCGAUAGCAUGAAUGGAGUGAAAAGGUUUACUAGUCGAGCGAGUUAUAAAGCACAAACAUGUUUGGCUGCUAUUAUGGUUCGAAAUUACUCUGUUCACUUCUCUUUACAUGCAAGUAAACAGCACGCGACACCAGAUUCGUCGAUUUGGACGGCGUGUGGGGCCCACGUGUCAGGUAAAUCGUACAAAUCCCCUUCAUACAUUUUGUUCGAUGUGUGUAAACGGCAGGGGGUAUUGCAUUACUUCAUUAAGAUUUAGGACAUAGGAAUCAUGAUUUGUGGGUAAGCCUCCAAAUCCUCCGCUGGGUGCGGUAAUCAAACACAUACUUGGCAUUCUCUUUUGAGUCUUACAGCAACCUCUCAAGUGCUUCUACUUACAGCUCUUCUUCCUUUUCAAAAGCCCCAACUUGUUGUUCUCCUCUUUAGAAUGCCUCUCAAAUGAAGUCAAUGAGGCUACAGAGAAAGGCCAAAGCUUUGAAGUAGCAUCCUAUAAAGGUACUUUUUAUUUAAAUUUUUUUUUUCCUUUGUUAGCUAUAUAUGUAGGCUUUAGUUUAGGGAUCAUUCCAUGUUCCCACGAGCAUAAUGAGAAAUGGAUAGGAACCAAUUAGGGCAUUAUCAUGUUUGUUCCAGCUUCUGCUUUUACUUACAGCAGCAACCUUUUCUACAAUGUUUGGCAAAUAGAUAAAUUCGAGAUUUGUAGCCUCGAAAACGAAAAAGUUCAACUAUGGUGCUUCUAAUUCUGGCAUGUUUGUUUCA
Ananas comosus (pineapple) is the source of this 3132-nucleotide messenger RNA. Its product is annotated as pentatricopeptide repeat-containing protein At5g50280, chloroplastic. Gene Ontology annotation, molecular function: protein binding. The transcript has 3 exons. NCBI's taxonomy places the organism in Eukaryota, Viridiplantae, Streptophyta, Magnoliopsida, Poales, Bromeliaceae. The record is from RefSeq and is a predicted model, not a curated record. Bases 1 to 2148 code for a protein of 715 amino acids.